CAUUCCACAGAUGGCGGCGCGGAGACUGGAGACCCUGACUGGCGGGGCUCCUCAAUCUAGGUACUGACUUGCGAGGUAAGGCGCGUGCCUGACUGGCUCCUAAAGCUCGCGCCCGCUCACUCGCUUUCCAGCGUCGCCAAACCCCGGCCUCAGACCCUCGAAACUUUGAAGCCCAGUGUCCGCCAAGAGAAACAAAUUGUAAAACAGCGCCUAGGGUUUUUCUUGUUUGUUUGCCUUUAAUAGAUGUCUACAAUAGGCUGCCUGGCAAAACGAGUCUAUGGAAACGGUUGCCGGGGCCGGCAAAGAGCUGCUUCCGGAAGGUUUUUUUUUUGUCCUUUUUUGGACGCUUUGGUAACAAUGAGCCAGCUGGACCAUCGCAACGCCCCUUCCGGUUUCAUUACGUCUCACUGAGCUCUUUACAAAUGUUGCCUUUGACCCCGGAAGUGAGGUCUUCCGGGUUCCUCCCUCCCACAAGAUGGCAGCUGCUGAAGACGAAUUACUGCUGCCGCGGCUCCCUGAGCUGUUCGAAACCAGCAAGCAGCUCCUGGAUGAAGUGGAAGUAGCGACUGAACCCAGCGGUUCCCGGAUAGUCCAGGACAAGGUGUUCCAGGGACUGGCUCUCCUUGAGAAGGCUGCCGAAAUGUUAUCGCAGCUCGACUUGUUCAGCCGAAAUGAAGAUUUAGAAGAGAUUGCUUCCACCGAUCUGAAGUACCUGUUGGUGCCAGCAUUUCAAGGAGCCCUCGCCAUGAAACAAGUCAACCCCAGCAAGCGUCUAGAUCAUUUGCAGUGGGCUCGAGAACACUUUAUAAACUACUUAACUCAGUGCCAUUACUAUCAUGUGGCAGAGUUUGAGCUGCCCAAAACCAAGAACAGCUCAGCUGAAAAUAACACUGCUAGCUCCUCCAUGGCCUAUCCUAGCCUCGUUGCUAUGGCAUCUCAAAGACAGGCUAAAAUAGAGAGAAAUAGAGAAGUAAGAAGUGGGAGCUGGAAGAAAAGAAGAGACGAUCAUUUAUUAAGCCGUUUUACAAGGAAUUCCUGCAUCAAUGGGAGAUACAAGCAGAAGAAGGAGAUGGAACGUAGAUUAUCUGCGCUGAAAUCUGCUGUGGAAAGUGGUCAAGCAGAUGAUGAGCGUGUUCGUGAAUAUUAUCUCCUUCACCUUCGGAGGUGGAUUGGUAUCAGCUUAGAAGAGAUUGAGAGCAUUGACCAAGAGUUAAAGAUCCUGAGAGAAAAGGAUUCCUCAAAAGAGGCAUCAACUUCUCACUCAUCUCGUCAGGACAGGCCGCCAAUGAAACCCUUCAUUCUCACUCGGGAUAUGGCCCAAGCCAAGGUAUUUGGAGCUGGUUAUCCAAGCCUGGCAACUAUGACGGUGAAUGACUGGUAUGAUCAGCGUCGGAAAUAUGGAGCAUUACCAGAUCAUGGAAUAGCCAAGACAACACCAGAGUUCAAAAAAGCAGCUCAGCAGCAGGAAGAUCAGGAACAAAAGGAGGAAGAGGAUGAUGAGAAAGCACUACACAGAGCCCGGGAGUGGGAUGACUGGAAGGACACUCAUCCUAGGGGUUAUGGCAACAGACAGAACAUGGGUUAAUCUUCCCACAACAAGACGAGACUAGAAGGGCGUGCAUCUUCCCCUCCAAGGAAAGCUGUACAGUCUCCGGCUCCCUGGGCUCCUGCUUCAGCUGUGUAGGACAAAAGCAAAGAUGCUUCAUCUUGCUUUGUGUUCAAUAAAGUGUCAAACAAUUAUGUGUGUAUUUGUACCCUAGGUGAUGAACCAAGAAUCUUGUUGCAGCAUUCUUAUCCUUAUCAUGGUGUAUUUUGAUUAAGUGGAAAGAAAAGAGCACUGCGAAAUGGCUCUGUAUAAUCAAUGGCUGUAUGAAUUCUCUUUAAAAAAUAAUAAACGUCUCUUCUAUUACAUGAGCCUCUGCAGAACAA
Molecule: messenger RNA, 1929 nt
Organism: Loxodonta africana (African savanna elephant)
Lineage: Eukaryota; Metazoa; Chordata; Mammalia; Proboscidea; Elephantidae
Gene: IGBP1
Product: immunoglobulin binding protein 1
Exons: 8
Coding region: 476-1585 (369 amino acids)
Biological process (GO): regulation of dephosphorylation; regulation of signal transduction
Cellular component (GO): cytosol
Molecular function (GO): protein phosphatase 2A binding
Source: RefSeq, a predicted model, not a curated record